Molecule: messenger RNA, 1050 nt
Organism: Caenorhabditis bovis
Lineage: Eukaryota; Metazoa; Nematoda; Chromadorea; Rhabditida; Rhabditidae
Source: the annotation of a GenBank genome assembly
AUGAGCCCGAAAUACGAUCCAAUCGGAAGAAGAAAAUUUGAUUCGGCAGCAAAUGAGCUGGGAAACGUGCAAUCGAGAAGAACAAUGACAAGAAGAAAGAAGGCCCAAAAGGAGCCAGCGGCCAACAGCAACAUAACGAGCGUAUGGAGUGUAGACCAGAUUCUGGGAAUGGCAAAAAAAGAAGGAUUGGAAAAUUCAAUGUUUCCGGAAUCGUUUGAAGUACCGAACGCAGUGCAUGAUGUCGUUGAAGAAGUUGCCCGCCACACAAGAUAUUUUGAAAGAACAAUUAGCGAUGAUAACGGAAAAAGUGUGAACACAGUUGUGAGCGAUGUGAUUGUUAACAUAGUUCAAGCAGUCGCCAUGUCAUACGAACCACAAUCAAAAAACGUCGAAGGCGCGUUUUUGAAAAAUCUCGACUGCUCAAUGACAGUGACUUUUGCAGUAGUGACGAUCGACGAUUCGUCAGACAGUUGUUCAGUUCAUAGCGAAUCGCCGAAACGUCGCGGAGGGAGACCGAAAAAGCCAAGCAGGAAUGCCGAUUGGAGUACAACUGCGAUGUGUCUUUGGAAUCAACUAGUUCGCGAGUAUACGAAUGAAAAGGAGCUGGUAAUCAUUGCGCUCGCGAGAUCACAAAACUAUGAGCCACAAUUUGUUUAUUAUAAUUCGCUGAUUUUUUUGGACCAAAGUGAUGAUGAUAUACCAUUCCAGUCAAACACAUUGUCAAACAAUAGCAAUGGGUUGUCGAAAGCUGCAGACGAAGAGACUAGUUUAUUGGCUGCUCAGAUUUUGGCAGAGGCCCAACUGAAAGCGUUGGAGGCAACCAAUCCGCGCAAUAUGUCGAUGUCUAUUGCAAAGUUAUUAGAAAAUUACGCUGAUUUGUACCGGUUCCAGACGGCAUUUGUUGAAUCGCUCGAUCCUAGCCAACAGCUCAUUAUCAAAACGAAGAUCACCGGCUAUGUACUCCAACUCUGUCAAAAUUCUUUUGCUUCGCCUUCAGUAUUGUGCUCGCCGUGUUCCGAAUUUUUUGCAUUAAUUUCCAGAAGCCAUUAA